GUUGCACACGCCUGUGAAGCCCGGCCCCAUCAGACGAGCCACAGCCUCCUGCCGGAUCACGGCCCAUGCGCAGCCCAAAGAAGCGUCUUAUUCGGUUUGAAUGAGGAAAACCUCGCGUCUGCCUUAUUGAAAGCCGUCACAUGGGUCCGAGGAGGAAAACAAUCGCUUCCUGAAAUGAUUCUGCUCGCCGUCUUUACGCGCUGCUGUUUCUCGCCGCUCUCCGUCUCCACCGUGAAACCGCAUCGCGUGUAAUUAUUUUAUUUUUUUUAUUUUAUUUAUUUUUUUAUUUUCAUUUCCCCCCCCGCCCGGAUCUUUUGGCCCAGCGGAUCGUUGCCGAAGAUGAUCAGCAAAGUUAAAAACGCGAUGUCCAACUGGGUGGGAGGGAUGAUGCCUCACGGACACCACCACCACCACAACCAUCACUCAGGUGGAGGCCAGAACUGCGGACAAGAGGGCUUGCCGCAUCGCUUCCCUUACGGCCGGCCGGAUUUCUUGGACCUCACCCCGGAGCUCCUGCAGUACUCCACGGAGCACGCCUCCAGGCCGGUGAUCGCCUUAAAGAGAGGCACCAGGCUUCCCUGGGGGACAGGAUACGCAGAGGCGAUCAAUGCGGGGAAGAGCAUGCUGAACGAGGACCAGGCCUCUUGCGAGAAGCUGUUUGUGAGGAAGCCGAGCAGCAAACACAGAAACUCGACUCUGGUGGACGACAACGGGGAUAACACGGGAAUCCCUCUCCACUUCUGGGGGGUUUACGAUGGCCAUGCGGGUUCCGGCGCUGCCAUUAUGGCCUCCAAGCUUCUUCACCGCAUCAUCAGAGACGGACUCGGGGAGAUCUGCCACCUCCUGGAGAAUCCCAACAGCGCGCCUCCGAUCUGCCUGGCCAAGAACGGCAGCCCUUUCCAGGCAGACGCAAAAAAAGGAGCCGCGCAGGAAGCAGCAGAGGACACCGAUGCUGUCUGCGACGCCUCGGUGCGCUUUUACAUGGAGAAGGUCGUCAGCCUGGAGAGCCUGGUGAUGGGAGUCAUAGAAACCGCCUUCAAGCAGAUGGAUGACCUCAUCGAAAAGGAAAAAACGUCAUAUGCCAUUUCUGGUGGCUGUUGUGCCUUAGCUGCCAUUUAUUUAAUGGGAAAGCUCUAUGUAGCCAACGCUGGAGACAGCAGGGCCAUAAUUAUACGAAACAGUGAAGUCAUUCCAAUGACUAACGAAUUCACUCCUGAGUCAGAGAGGCAGCGGUUACAGUAUCUGGGCUUCCUGAGGCCCGAGCUCCUGGGAAAUGAGUUCACUCACAUUGAGUUUCCUCGGCGGAUCCAGCACAGCGAGCUGGGCAAGAAGAUGCUCUACAGAGACCACACCAUGACUGGCUGGGCUUAUAAGACAAUUGUAGAGGAUGAUCUGAAAUUCCCCCUGAUAUAUGGAGAAGGGAAAAAGGCUCGUGUAAUGGCAACAAUCGGGGUGACUCGUGGGCUGGGAGAUCAUGACCUGAAGGUGUACAACUCCAACAUCUACAUCAAGCCCUUCCUGUCAUGCGUCCCUGAGGUGAUGGUUUAUAACCUGGAUGAAAAUAAACACGGACCAGACGACGUCCUGGUUAUGGGCACAGAUGGACUGUGGGAUGUAACGACGGACAAGGAGGUGGCAGAAGCUGUUUCGACCUACCUAUCACGCUGUGACCCGUCUGAUCCCAUGAGAUACACACUGGCAGCGCAGGAACUGCUGAUGAGGUCCAGGGGUGUGCUAAAAGAGCGCGGCUGGCGGCUACCCAACGACAAACUGGGCUCAGGCGACGACAUCACUGUAUUUGUCAUCCCGCUGGCAGGCCACGAGUCAGAGACUUGAUGAGCCUUGUUGCAGCAGCAGGGCCGACUCUUUGAAGGUUUCUUCCCACUGGUCCCUCCAAGCUCCCCGAAUAAACCCCAGAAGGAUGAGGCGAUGGGAGAGGAAAACAUCACCGUCAUUGGAAAGGCUCGGGCCUAAACAGCACUUUCACUGACUCUCUCGAAAAGACGCACCUUUGUUUAGUUCUGCUUGGUCCAUCGCCUUUGGUUGACUUUUAAUCGUUUAAAAAAAAAAUAAUUAUGAUUAUUAGAGAAGUUUAAAUUUUUCUCCCAAACUUGCUGUUUGUGGUGUGCACAAAAAUCCCUGUAGUAAUUUUUUUGUUUGUUUGUUUAUGUCCAAACCAAGGCUUGAACUGAAUCUUUUAAACGAUAAUUGUUCUGUUGCCAUGCUCAAGAUGUUACUUCCUAUAUCUAAAGACGAAAAAAAAGCCUCUAAUAGUUUCUCAAUAAGUAAAUGGGUUCGCCACUGAGGAUGUUGAGGCAACCAAAGAAAAGCGGCUGUAGAAUGAGGAUGGAAGCUGUAAAGAAUUACACAAAAACAAACCCAAAUCAUUACAUAAAUGUAUGUACAUGUCAACAGAAGGAGCAUGAAGGCAGAGAAGACAGACGAAUGGACCUUUUUGGCUCUGGACCCAAUCAGAGCCAGUGUUGCAGUAUUUCCUUUGAUAAUAAUGAAUGAAAAUAGCGAUACCUGAGGCACUUGAAAGGCUCUUGCACACGUUCUGUAGUAGCUUGUUAAUUUGUCUUAUCUUUUGAUCCAAUGUGCUCAUAGGAGACCUAUUUUAUUUGUUUAGUACAGCAGAAAGGAUUGUGGGUUAAAAAUAUGUUUGGUGAAGAAAAGACAGAAAACGUUCCAUGUUUUUAAUGUAACUAUAAGUUGUUUUUUUUUUUUUUUUUAUUUACCUGUCAGAGGAACCGGUUUCAUGUUCUCCAUGUCUCGCUAUAAUAGGACGUGUUAAGUUUCACACAUAUGCCUUAUUGAAACAUGAAAGGGACUGAAGAGUUUCCAUUGCACUAAAUUCGAAUCAUGUAAAGGAGGCAAAAAAAAGAGAACAUUGUAUGCCCUCAAGUGUACCUCAUACCUCUUUUUUUUAACCAUUUUUAUUAUAUCAUGUCAUUUAGAUUGUCCACAUAUCUAUUUUUUAAAACUAUCGUUUGCUCGUAAACAGAAUUUUAUUUUUUAUUUUCUAUCCAUAAUUGUUGCCGUGUCCAAGAAUCUGAGCUACCAAAAUGUGUGGUAGAACGAUGAUGUGUUCCAGUUUAGAAAUAAAUAUGUUUUUUUUCCCA
Fundulus heteroclitus (mummichog) is the source of this 3122-nucleotide messenger RNA. RefSeq names its product protein phosphatase, Mg2+/Mn2+ dependent, 1J (gene ppm1j). Lineage: Eukaryota; Metazoa; Chordata; Actinopteri; Cyprinodontiformes; Fundulidae. Gene Ontology annotation, biological process: protein dephosphorylation. Gene Ontology annotation, molecular function: protein serine/threonine phosphatase activity. The record is from RefSeq and is a predicted model, not a curated record. Bases 340 to 1836 code for a protein of 498 amino acids. The transcript is spliced from 10 exons.